Cephus cinctus (wheat stem sawfly) is the source of this 5467-nucleotide messenger RNA. RefSeq names its product alpha-actinin, sarcomeric (gene Actn). Gene Ontology annotation, molecular function: calcium ion binding; actin filament binding. Gene Ontology annotation, biological process: muscle cell development; actin cytoskeleton organization. Gene Ontology annotation, cellular component: cell projection; cell junction; plasma membrane. The record is from RefSeq and is a predicted model, not a curated record. NCBI's taxonomy places the organism in Eukaryota, Metazoa, Arthropoda, Insecta, Hymenoptera, Cephidae. The transcript is spliced from 14 exons. The coding region runs from base 336 to 3101 and encodes 921 amino acids.
CACGUUUUAGGCCGCUCUGUCUCUCCUCUCUUUUCCUCUCUCUCUCUCUCUCUCUCUCACACACACACACUCUCUCUCUUUCUCUCUCUUUUAUCUUUUUUCUGAUCUCUCUCAUUCUUUCCCUAUACACCACACAUCACAUAGACGCACAGAGCCAUACAGCAAGACAUUAAUACGUACACUGAAUAUCUGUUGUCGCGAGCCCAGUGUGGCUGUACCCUUGGUUCUUGGCGGCCUUUGCACAGACGGGGGUUGUCGUACCAGUUGGUUUUUGUACGGUCGGAUAUCGAGUGACAGACAACGUUUACGUUUGAAGGAACGUGAUACACGGAAGGAUGAACGACAUGGAGGCCUAUGGUGACGGAUACAUGGAGCCGGAGGAGGAAUGGGAGAGGGAGGGUCUUUUGGACCCAGCCUGGGAAAAGCAGCAGAAAAAAACCUUCACAGCAUGGUGCAACUCGCACCUUCGCAAGGCGGGUACCGCCAUCGAAUCAAUCGAGGACGACUUCAGGAAUGGAUUGAAGCUGAUGCUCCUUCUUGAGGUGAUCUCCGGCGAGACCCUUCCCAGACCCGACCGUGGCAAAAUGCGCUUCCACAAGAUUGCCAACGUUAAUAAAGCUCUUGACUAUAUCGCCAGCAAGGGGGUGAAGCUGGUCUCCAUCGGUGCUGAGGAAAUCGUCGAUGGCAACCUGAAGAUGACGCUGGGUAUGAUCUGGACAAUAAUCCUGCGCUUCGCCAUCCAAGACAUCUCCGUCGAGGAGAUGACGGCCAAGGAAGGCCUGCUGCUCUGGUGCCAGCGCAAGACGGCGCCGUACAAGAACGUCAACGUGCAGAACUUCCACCUGUCCUUCAAGGACGGUCUGGCCUUCUGUGCGCUCAUCCAUCGCCAUCGACCCGACCUCAUCGACUACAACAAGCUCAGCAAGGACAAUCCCCUGGAGAAUCUUAACACGGCGUUCGACGUUGCCGAGAAAUACCUCGACAUACCACGCAUGUUGGACCCCGACGAUUUGAUCAACACUCCCAAGCCGGACGAACGGGCGAUCAUGACCUACGUGUCCUGCUACUACCACGCGUUCCAGGGUGCCCAGCAGGUCAACAUGCGCAAUACGGCUAUGCCUGAUGAGAGGGCUGUGAUGACCUACGUGUCUUCGUACUAUCACUGUUUCAGUGGUGCUCAAAAGGCUGAGACUGCCGCAAACAGAAUCUGUAAGGUUCUGAAGGUAAACCAGGAGAACGAGAGGCUCAUGGAGGAAUACGAGCGUUUGGCCUCUGAUCUGCUGGAAUGGAUUAGAAGAACAAUGCCUUGGUUGGCUAGUCGUCAAACUGACAAUUCCCUGGCUGGUUGUCAAAAGAAACUGGAAGAGUACAGAACUUAUAGGCGCAAGCAUAAGCCUCCACGUGUCGAGCAGAAAGCUAAGCUCGAGACGAAUUUCAAUACUUUGCAAACCAAACUAAGGUUGAGCAAUAGACCAGCUUACAUGCCCACCGAAGGCAAAAUGGUUUCCGAUAUCAACAAGGCUUGGAAAGGUCUGGAACUUGGUGAAAAAGCCUUUGAAGAAUGGCUGCUGUCCGAGAUGAUGCGUCUUGAACGUCUUGAACACUUGGCGCAGAAAUUCAAGCAUAAGGCUGACGCUCAUGAGGACUGGACCGCAGGCAAGGAGGAGAUGUUAACCUCUCAGCACUUCCGUCAGUGCAAACUGAACGAAUUGAAGGCUCUCAAGAAGAAACACGAAGCCUUCGAGUCUGAUCUUGCUGCCCAUCAAGAUCGCGUAGAACAGAUCGCUGCCAUUGCCCAAGAACUCAACACCCUCGAGUAUCACGACAGCGCAUCUGUGAAUGCCAGAUGCCAACGCAUCUGUGAUCAAUGGGAUCGGUUGGGAACUCUUACUCAGCGCAGGCGUCAGGCUCUGGAUGAAGCCGAGCGUAUUUUGGAGAAGAUUGACAUCCUACAUUUGGAGUUUGCGAAGCGCGCUGCACCGUUUAACAACUGGUUGGAUGGAACCAGGGAGGACCUUGUUGACAUGUUCAUCGUCCAUACAAUGGAGGAAAUCCAAAGCUUAAUGGAUGCUCAUGCCGCAUUCAAGGCUACCCUCGGUGAAGCAGACAAGGAAUACAAUUCCAUAGUGGGAUUAGUACGUGAAGUCGAAUCCAUAGUCAAGCAAUUCCAAAUUCCUGGAGGUCUUGAGAAUCCGUACACUACACUUACUGCAUUGGAUCUUACUAAGAAGUGGAGCGAUGUCAGACAGCUGGUGCCACAACGUGAUGGUACAUUGGCAGCGGAACUUCGCAAACAGCAAAACAACGAACUACUCCGCAGGCAAUUCGCCGAGAAGGCCAAUGCCGUUGGGCCAUGGAUAGAACGUCAACUGGAUGCUGUAACAGCUAUUGGUCUUGGACUUCAGGGAACUUUGGAGGAUCAAUUGCACCGAUUGAAGGAAUAUGAACAAGCCGUGUACCAAUAUAAGGCACAUCUUGAAGAAUUGGAAAAGAUCCACCAGGCUGUACAGGAGGGCAUGAUCUUUGAGAACCGAUAUACUCAAUACACUAUGGAAACCCUGCGUGUUGGCUGGGAACAGCUUCUAACCUCAAUUAACCGCAACAUUAACGAAGUCGAAAACCAGAUUCUUACCAGGGAUUCUAAGGGUAUUACGCAGGAACAACUGAACGAAUUCCGCAGUAGCUUCAACCACUUCGACAAGAACAGGACGGGCAGAUUGGCACCGGAUGAAUUCAAGUCCUGCCUUGUUUCCCUGGGAUACUCUAUUGGCAAAGACAGACAGGGUGACAUUGACUUCCAGCGUAUCCUUGCAAUCGUCGAUCCCAACAACUCUGGCUACGUUCACUUUGACGCCUUCCUCGACUUCAUGACUCGCGAAUCCACUGACACCGACACUGCUGAACAAGUUAUUGACAGCUUCCGCAUCCUUGCCGGAGACAAGCCCUACAUCCUACCCGAUGAGUUGAGGAGAGAGCUUCCACCAGAUCAAGCUGAAUAUUGUAUUCAGCGAAUGCCACCUUACAAGGGAUCGAAUGCCACUCCUGGAGCCCUGGACUAUCGUUCGUUCUCCACUGCUCUGUAUGGCGAGUCCGACCUAUAAGCCAAUGCCUCUACACUUCUAGAGAUAUCUGGGACGCUUCCCAUAGUGACCGAUACCAGAAUCCUCCCAGGCGUCGCCCUGUUGUACUACUCACUAUCGUCAUUGUAGACGUCGUUAAAAGCAAUUAAAUGCAACGGAAGGAUAACAAAUUUAUAUUAAAAACGAUGGUAAUAUUAUAAUCGUUGCCGGUCAGUAUGGGAACGCUCUUGCUACACGCACAAUUGCAUUACGACGGCGGCACCUUUAGCGAUAGGGGGUGUCGCUAUGGAACGAAAAUCAGAGAAAAAGAAAGAACAUACAGAAAAGUUGUCCCUUCAGGUUCCAACAAGUCAUGAGCGCUAUGGCUAAAUCGUGAUAUCAUUUUAGCGCAAAAUAAUGCAGUGAUGAUAUUAAUCCGCUGAUAGUAUACCGAGUAGGCUAACCUCCUUUCCAAUGUAAUGCGAGUGAUCAGUGCCGAAUAAGUAUUGCAAAAAAGUAUGAUGAGGUUUGUGCUUGAAUAAGCAUGCCCGUAGAAGCGUGACAAUAAGAUACAUAUCUCGUAUAUAUUUUGCGUUACAAGGAUAGCACGGGUUGACAAAAUGUAACUGAUAGUUCCGGUACGUUUGUUACGUCUUAAUGUUUUCCUUAAGCAAGCGUGAUCGAGUUCGAAACGCAUUUUUUUUAAGCAAUCUGAUUUUCCGGGUAAGGUAUGUAGUUUGCGUAGAACUGAGAUACGUUUCAUCGAUCAUGGCGAUCGACUAUGACAAACGUUCCGGAACUGAAUACUCUGGAAGGGAUUAGGUCGAAAGUGACAAAAGUAUGCCAAAAACAGAGUAAUUUGCCAUAUCCAGCUGACGAGAGCAUAGACUCGAUAGGCUUUUUCAAAUUACUUAAUAGUAAAAAAUAUCAAGGAAAAGCAUAACCAAAUUUAAUCUAUCGCUACAUUUGGCAAUAACGGUAGCAUUUAUACUUUUUCAGAUAUUUAAAGUCCUUUUGGUAUUCAGAAGCCAGAAGUCCAUGCUCGCGCGAAAAUUCUCAAUUGUAAAAAGAAAUGUAAAAUGAAACCGCCGGCCUCUGAGCAGGGCGACGGAUCUCAAGAACCAUUAAUCCUAAGAAAUCGAUCUUCUCGCUAAAUCCAGAAAACGUAAAUUCGAAAAUCGAAUUAUAUGCCUAUUUUUUUAGAAAUGCGGCUCAACGAACUUAUAACGAGAUAGCCGCCCUGUAUUUUGUAAAUCCUUUAAUGAAGAUGCUAAGCAAAGCUAAUUAUUUAUUUAUUUGAUUUAUUAACUAUUUAUUGUCGUACCGAUAUUAAUUAUCGUAGUGAAACGAGACACGUCUUUUCAAAGUAUUUAUUUUUAUAAAUAUUUUUGAAGCGAACGGCAGUUCUACCGCUGAAAUAAUAAACACGGCAGAAUAUGCCGUACAUAAAACCUCCGAAAAGGAAGCAGCUGCCAUCACUUCUUGUGUCGUGUAGUAGGCGCACGACUUACACCUACAGUCGUACCCACUCUUAAAAUUAAUUGACAUCAUAAUAUCAGUCGUUCAUCUGAGUCAUCAUAUUAUCGCAAAUAAAAAAAAAAUGAUCGCAUAUGGAAUGCUAUUACCUUAAUGAAUGGCCUGUACGCUAAGUUUUGUUUGGCUUGAAGCUUAAUGCUUUAUAUGAACGGGGUCGUCUCUAAUAAUAACCUUUCGCAUUCUCGCUACUCGAUCAUCGUUUCUUUUUUUUCCUUCUCAUCACGAAAGAGAUUUGACUUGUGAUAAGCCGCCCGUGCAUCUCUAAUCACCUCUAAUCGUUUUUACUGAACUGGAGAAAUCGAGAGUUCGCUCCAAUGUAAAUUCACGUGCAGCGGUUACCAUCUGCGGCGAAUUUCGAGAGCGAGGAUCGCGGAAACCGGGAAAUAUUGAGAAACAAUGAGAGGGAGAGAGAAAGACAGAGAGAAGGCGCGUGCGUGAGAAAGAAUGAGUGAGAUGGGUGGGAGGGAGAGAGGGAAAGACAGUGAGCAUACACGCACAGAUACACCUACACACACAAAGAAAUAAGAGACAGAUACAAUUACUCGACGUACGAGACUAAAAAAAUCAUAUUCACCAUAGGACGAAUAUAGCCCACACGAAAAUGCGCAUAAGAAAUGGAUGAAAGGUCUUAUAUAAAAUUUAAUAUAUUUAUUCAUACCUUAUAUUUACAUUUUACGUAUAUUGCGAAUGUGCUCGCAUUCACCCAUACGCGCGCGCGCGCAAAACAUACACAUACACAGACAUCCGCACGCAUAUACAUAAUUAUAAUUCGUAUAAUUUUAAUCUAAUUAAAAUGAAUUUUAAUUUUAAUUUAAUUUAAAUGUCCCGUCAAUCAUUCGUCCUGCAUCGCAUUACACUUAUCGACUAUUAUA